Miscanthus lutarioriparius is the source of this 411-nucleotide messenger RNA. The record is from the annotation of a GenBank genome assembly. Lineage: Eukaryota; Viridiplantae; Streptophyta; Magnoliopsida; Poales; Poaceae.
AUGGCGUCACAGCAACAGCAGCAGAGGCAGCAGGCGGGAGCGGCGGCGGCGGCGUCCUCGGCCGCGGCCGUGGACUUCGAGGACUACCUGCCGGUGAUGGCGGAGCGGCUGGGCGAGGACGGGCUGAUGCGGGAGCUGGCGAGCGGGUUCCGCCUGCUCAUGGACCCGGCGCGGGGGCUCAUCACCUUCGACAGCCUCCGCCGCAACGCGCCGCUGCUGGGGCUGGGCGGCAUGUCCGACGACGACCUCCGCGGGAUGCUCGCCGAGGGCGACUUCGACGGCGACGGCGCGCUCAGCGAGAUGGAGUUCUGCGUGCUCAUGGUGCGCCUCAGCCCCGAGCUCAUGGACGAGCCCCGCAGGUGGCUCGACGACGCCGUCGACCAGGCGUCCCGCUUCCUCUUCACCAGCUGA